This is a messenger RNA of Paramecium pentaurelia, 641 nucleotides long. Lineage: Eukaryota; Ciliophora; Oligohymenophorea; Peniculida; Parameciidae. The record is from the annotation of a GenBank genome assembly.
AUGAAUUUAUUGCAUUAGAAGAGAUCGAAUUCUAAUCAAAGUUUAAUUAAAGCACAGUAAAGAAUUUCAAGAAUUCAGAAGUAGAGAGAAGCAUGUCAAUAUCUAGUUAAAUAGAAAUCUUACUCAAUUUUAUAAUUUUAGAUGGAGAAUGAUGGAAAAAUAAGUAUAAAGACAAAUAGAAGAUUAAUAAGAUCAUAUUCUGCUAUAAGGUAAAAUGAAAAAAAAGAUGUUAAUAAUAACUUAUUUUCUAAGAAUAACUCAUAAUUACUUUAUUCCCCUCCAAAGAUUCCUUCUCCAAAACAUUCUUUGAUGUUACAAAAGAAAACUGUGCUUACCAAAUUUCCUCAGAAUGUCAGAAAAUCUUAGCAAUAUUUAUUAAAUGACAUUUUAUCAAAUAAACCAAUCAAUCAAUUUGUCACCAAAAGAACUCAUGUAGAAAAAUAAAAUCCUUAAGUUAUUUCUUAGAAAGUGUCUCCAUCACCUUCUACUUAUCCUUUGUAUUAGAAUAUUUAUAUUCAAUAAGAUUAUUUUCUGAAAUUUAAAAGGAUCCAAUGAAAUACCUUCAUUAAGCCUAACAAUUUUCCAUUUUAUAUAACUAAAGCUAUUUACGUAAGUUACUCAAACAUGAUCAAAGAUAAUGA